CAUAUGAUAGCUUGGAAGGGAGCUUUAUCAAAAGCAUUCUUUAAGAUUUCAAGUUCCCUACUCCUUAAGUUGAUCUCAUUAUGUGUUGUAUUACCAAACCUAGAAUCUCGAUUUUAUGGAAUGGUGAAAUUACAAAUGAUUUUAAUCCCUCUCAUGGUAUUAGGCAAGGAGAUCCUAUGUCUUCCUACAUUUUUGUCUUAUGCCUUGAGAAACUUUCUUCUUUGAUUGAGAGUAGUAUUAAAACAAGGGCGCGCCCCAGUUUCUCUCUUUGAGAAACAUUUACGUUUCUCUAGUGGCAAAGUGGUAAUAAAUCGCAUAGGGAUUUGUAAAGAAUUGUUUUUUAAACCUAAAGAAUUGGUGAUUGUGCGUUCCACCGAAGCAGAUCUCGUGGCACAUUGAAGACGGAGAAAGAGGCGGAACUUAACGACGUUAUUCGACAAUUGUCCAAUUUAUCAUUAACCCCAUCACUAACUCCAAAGUAAAUACAUGGUAAAAGUUGAAGUAACUGCGUCCAGAAUUACCCAAGCCACGCAGUAGAAUUUUCAAAACCCUUUGUUGAACGGUUACCGGAGCUUAUCUUCAUUGUUGUAAUCUUAUCCGAUCAAAGUGGUGUCUUGGUUGUAGAUCGAGUGAGCAGGUGGUGUGGUGCGCUGUCCAGAUCUGAGGUGGUGCUGUAUGUAAAUCGGGCGACCAGGAGGUGUGGGCUUGAUUGUAGAUCUGAGGUGCUUGAUUAUAGAUCUGGAGGUGGAGAAUUGAAGCAAUGGAAGAGAUUGGAGAAAGUUCAGACAGUGCUCGAUAUUUAACUCCUAUGAAAACAAUUCAGACGACUGAAACUGUAGUGGCAAGCAAUCAAAUAACGGUCCUCACUGUCAUUGAGCCUCCUAGGGUUGGCAUGGUUUUCAAAACUUGGCAAGAUGUUGAAAGCUACUACAAGGAUUAUGCUGAGCAACAAGGGUUUGGAGUUUCAAGGGUGCAAGGAGUAAAUUCAAAGAAAGACAGGACUAAGAGAAUUGCUAGUACAUGGAGGUGCGAGUGUUGGGGAAGACCCGACAUGAGGGCAUUCAGGGAAGCGAAGAAGCAUGCAAAAGAAAUGGAAAUGAUAGGACCAGGGGCAGUUGUUCUUCCUGAUGUAUGUGAGGCUGAUGAGACUGUGAAAGGAAAGAGAACUUAAAAAAAAUGUCUAUGCAAAGCAAAAGUAUACGCCAGCCUGAAUGAUGAGGGUGAUUGGGAAUUGAAGACGGUUGUGUUAGAACACUCGGGCCAUAAUCCAACCCCAAGUAAGGCGAAGUUGGUGAAAGAAUAUCGCAUGAAGCAAAUGACAUCUAAUGUUAAGAGGAAGUUGCUGAAGUAUUUUGAUCAGGGAGUUUCUGUGUCUCAGUUUCAUGGGUGUUUGGGGACAGAUGUAAAUGGGAUUGAUAACUUUUCGUUAACUGUGAAAGAUUUGCAGCAUGAGGUAUAUAAGGCGAAGCGGUUGAAUAUGGUAGGUGGGGAUGCGGUGGCCAUGAUGGAUUAUUUUCAGAAAAUGCAAAGUGGGAAUCAGAAUUUCUAUUAUGCUCAAAGGUUGGAUGAGCACGGGCGUCUCAAGGAUGUGCUGUGGAUGGACGCGAGAAGUAGGGCGACAUAUGAGGAUUUUGGAGAUGUCGUCUGCUUUGACGCCACGUAUCUAACAAACGAGUAUGAGUUGCCGUUUGUGAAUUUCAUUGGAGCUAAUCAUCAUGGACAGUCCUUGCUGCUUGGCUGUGCGUUAGUUUCUCGUGAAGACUGUGACACAUUUACAUGGAUCUUCCAGCAGUGGCUAACAUGUAUGAAUGGCUGAGCCCCAGCAGCCAUACUUACAGAUCAGGCAGCUGCUAUGCGAAGGCCGCUACGCGAAACCAUGCCAAAUACACGCCAUCGGUGGUGUAUUUGGCAUAUUCUUGGCAAGAUUCCUGAAAAACUCGGCAAGUAUGCUAGGUACAAUGAUUUCAAAAAUCCUUUGAAGGCGGUGGUGUAUCAAAGCUUUACUCCUGAAGAGUUCCAUAGCAAUUGGGCAGACUUUAUUACUGAGUAUGAGCUUCAGGAUGACCCCUGGCUGGAAAGCCUUCACAAAGAGAGCUACAUGUGGGUCCCUGCCUACAUGAAAGAAUAUUUUUGGGCGAGGAUGAAGACCACCCAGCGGGUUGAGAGCAUAAACAGUUUUUUCGAUGGGUUUGUGAAUAGGCACACCAAAUUGCAUGAGUUCCCACGUAAGUAUAGCAUGGCGUUGGCGAAGCGUGUUCGUGAUGAGAUUAGCGCUGAUAGCCGUUGCUCUAAGUAUGUUAGGAGGUUGGUCAGUGCUUUUAAGCUGGAGAAGUUUUUCCAGAAGAUAUACACGGAUAAGAAAUUUCUAGAACUGUAGACUGAAUGUGCAAGGAUGUCUUACUGUUAUGUAAGAAAGGAAACUGUGAUAACUGAUAAUGUCAUUGAAUAUGUUUUGGAGGAUAGGAUAUGGAUUGUGCCCCUGGAAGCAGUAAAGAAGUGAUAACUGACGGUCGGAGAUUCUACACUGUAAAAUUUUUUGGUGCCACAAAGGAGGUGAUUUGUGACUGUCGGAAAUUUGAAACACAUGGCAUUCUUUGCAAGCAUUGUAUCAGAAUCUUAGAUCAAAAUUUUGUAUUUGAACCCCCAAAAAAGUACAUUUUGGAUCGCUGGCGGAAGGACAUCCCCCGUAAGCACACCCGGGUGAAGGUGCCAUAUUACGAUCCUUCUGAUGAUGUUGUGGGGAGGAGAUUUAACAAGAUGAUGACCUGUUUUGAGCUGAUUUGCGAUUCGGCUGCAAUGGUUGGUGAUGAAGCUGUUGAUGUGGUCAUGAACAGUGUAUCUAAACUCAGAUCCCAAGUCGAUGAAGCCUCCCGUAAGAAACGGGAUCAAACUAAGGCCAUCAGGUGUAUUGCUGCUAAGAACAGAACAUCACCAGGUCAAGCGGGAACCACAUCGUCAGUCGGGAUGCCUGAUGCAGCCCAACACACUAAUUCGGAAGGCAAUCCGCUUGAUACCCCAUCAGGUGUAGCUGCAACUGCUAAUGUGAAGGAUCCCAUCAUAAAGAAGAAGCGGCCAGGUAGGCCAAAAGAAUCUAGGCAUAAAACGUUGGCCGAGUUAGGGUACAGAAUACCAAAGGCAAAAGCGAAAAAGGGCAAGGGUGUGUCACCCGAUGAGUAUCUAACUUCCCCUGCUGAACCCCCUACCCAAAGCAAGUGCAAGCGUAAGGGACAGACUUUGAUCAAGGCUGGGAAUAACAAGAAGCAGAAGAAGGGCAACAUCAGUACUCAACCGAUGUGUAAAAAUAGGCCCAAGGCAAAGGCUAGCACCCACAACGAGGCAACUGGCAGCAGUACCCCUCCAGUUCUAAAACCCAAGAAUUACACCAGGAAAAAGGCCAAGUCGACCAUCCCUUCAGCAGUAAAACCCAAGGCCAACAACACAAACUCAAUGGCCAAAUCCACCAUCCCUUCAGCUGCAAAUCCCAAAGCUAAAACAAAAUCAAUUGGCAAGUCCAUCACCCCUUCACAACUAAAAUCCAAAGCCAACAGCAACACCAAGCUCAAUUCCAAAACCAGUGAUAUAGCCAACACAUACAGGGUUACCCCAGCAACUCAGACUUCAUGUGUUCAAGUUCCUGGUGAAAAGGGAAAACUACCUGCUAAGCGGAAAGGUAAACCCCACGCCCUGCUUGACAGUGCUAAUUGGGUAUCUGACUUGUCGGCCACAUUCUAGUGCUUCAGCACAGACCACGUAUACAACUCUUGGUGUCAGCAACAACUGGAUUCAUACUACCUGGUGUACACAUAUAUUAGGACACCGAUGCCUAGAUCAGAGCUAUGUUGUUGAUGAUGCCUGCUUCGCUUUAAGUGUUAGGUGUUUUUGUCAUUUGGUACCUUGUCGUCAGUCACAUGGCCUCUUUAUUUUGCUUAAACUGAAUGUGCAACGUGUACUUUGUGGCCUUUUGCACCUGUUUAACGAUUUUCCCUACUGCUUGCUUGAUGUCCUGUGAUCCUCUUGGAUCUGCGUUUAAUGGUUUCUUAAUACGUUGGAUGCUUGUUUGAGAAUGUAUGGUUCCGGAAAAGGCCUAAGAGGCUGGCCCAUUUGUUUUGGGUUGAUCAACCUCUUUUUACGCACCAAAACAUUCCUCAAUUCCUUUGUCGUGGUAGGAAUUUCAAGUAUUGGUUUUCAAUUCA
Messenger RNA from Chenopodium quinoa (quinoa), 4193 nucleotides. RefSeq lists its product as uncharacterized. Gene Ontology annotation, biological process: regulation of DNA-templated transcription. Bases 2467 to 3732 code for a protein of 421 amino acids. The record is from RefSeq and is a predicted model, not a curated record. NCBI's taxonomy places the organism in Eukaryota, Viridiplantae, Streptophyta, Magnoliopsida, Caryophyllales, Amaranthaceae. The transcript has 7 exons. Gene Ontology annotation, molecular function: zinc ion binding.